CUCUUUACUUUAAACGAAUAUCGCUUGCCAGUGAGUCGGACGUGCCGCUGUGGACCGGUCUCCAAAUGUGCCUGUGCCGUGAUCGUGCCGUUUUUAACUAGUAUGUGCCGUUAAAGUGACUGUGUGACAAUGAUUGUGGCUAUCCUGCUUUUGUUGGCGACCGCCGGCGCUGCCGAGUUCCAAGAAAGAGUUUGCAUCGGCACCAACGGGCGGAUGUCGGUGCCGUCAAAUCGCGACACUCACUAUAGGAACCUUCGCGAUCGCUUCACGAACUGCACCUACGUUGACGGCAACCUCGAGCUGACCUGGCUCCAGAACAAGUCAAUGGAUCUCACCUUCCUCGAACACAUCAGGGAGGUCACCGGCUACGUUCUGAUCGCCUACGUCCAAGUCGAGAACAUCAGGCUACCCCAGCUGCAAAUCAUUCGCGGAAGGACGUUGUUCAAGCUCAAAGUGAGAGAGGAAGAAUUCGCGCUUCUGGUCACCAUGUCUUCGGCGUUCACUCUCGAACUACCGGCCUUGCGCGACGUGCUGCGCGGCAGUGUCGGCAUUUACAAUAACUACAAUCUGUGCCACGUUAAAACAAUAAACUGGGAUGAAAUAAUCACGGGGGUGAACGCGACGUACGUCUUCGUUUACACGUUCAACGUGCCCGAGCGGGAGUGUCCGCCGUGCCACCCGAGCUGCGAAGCAGGCUGCUGGGGUGAUGGCGCACAUAACUGCCAAAAGUUUUCCAAAACGAACUGUAGUCCACAAUGUGAUCAGGGUAGAUGUUUCGGUCCGAACCCGCGCGAUUGUUGUAACACAUUCUGCGCCGGCGGCUGCACGGGGCCCUUGCCGAGCCAGUGCCUCGCCUGCCGAAACUUCUACGACGAGGGAACUUGUUCGCAAGAGUGUCCUCCCAUGCAGAAAUACAAUCCCACGACCUACUCGUGGGAGCCGAACCCGAACGGAAAGUACGCGUAUGGGGCGACCUGCGUCCGCAACUGUCCAGAACAUUUGCUCAAAGAUAACGGAGCGUGCGUGAGGAGCUGUCCGCCAAACAAAACCGAUGUGAACGGCGAAUGCAUCCCUUGCAAUGUAACGUGUCCCAAGAAAUGCCGCGUGGAAAAACCAAUUCACGCGGGAAAUAUAGAAAGCUUCAAAGAUUGCACAAUAAUAGAUGGUUCGAUUGAGAUUUUGGAGAUGACUUUCACAGGCUUUCAACACGUUAAUCCGGAUUAUUCGUUCGGCGAGCGUUACCCGAAAAUGGAACCCGAUGCGCUGGAGGUGUUCAGCACUGUGACUGAGGUGACCGGCUAUCUGAACGUCCAGGCGCACCAUCCGAACUUCACCAGUCUUUCCUACUUUAGAAACCUAGAGGUGAUAGGAGGACGCCAAGUGGUCGAGAACUUAUUCGCCUCUCUUUACAUCGUCAAAACUUCUCUCAAAUCGCUCGGAUUGAAAUCCCUGAAGAGAGUGAAGUCUGGUGCGAUUGCGAUAAUGGAGAACCGCCACCUUUGUUUCGCUGAAAAGAUUGCUUGGCACAAACUUGUCAAGUCGAAAGACCAUAAGCAAAUUAUCCAAAAGAACGGAGACCAAAGAACUUGUGAGAAACAGAAUCUGGUGUGUGAUCCUCAAUGCUCGGCCGACGGCUGCUGGGGCCCGGGGCCUGACCAGUGCCUCUCAUGUGAAAACUAUAUUCUUGAAGAAACCUGCAUACAAAAUUGUACAGUGCUGCCUGGGUUAUAUAAGGCGGGACCGAAAAUGUGUAAGCAUUGCCACCCGGAGUGCGCAGAUGGCUGCACUGGCCCCAGCAGGGGCAACUGUACCCGCUGCAAGCAUGUGCGAGACGGACCCUACUGCAUGGCGGAAUGUCCCGACUCCAGAUACGUCUCAGAAAACGGUACCUGCCUGCCCUGCCACCAAAACUGCUUCAACGGAUGCACGGGCCCUGCCAACACCGUUGGUGAAGGCGGAUGCAACUCAUGCAAGAAAGCCAUCAUCAGUGUAGAAGCUACCGUCGAAAGCUGCCUCAAAGAAAAUGAACCCUGCCCAGAUGGAUACUACAACGAGUGGGUCGGCAACGUUAAACUAUUAGAAGGAAAAGUUAAAGUUGUCUGUCGAAAAUGCCACCCAUUGUGCAUCAAAUGCAUCGGAUUCGGCAUUCACGAACAGGUUUGCAAAGUUUGCAACGGAUUUAAAAGAGGAGAUCAGUGCCAAGAUGAAUGCCCAGGAGAUCAUUACACCGACGAAGUCAAUCGCCUCUGCACACCAUGCCAUCACGAAUGUAGAGGAUGCACCGGCCCAUCCUCAACAGACUGCAUCAAAUGCCAAAAUCUGAAGGUAUUCCUCAGUGACACAACGUUCAAUUGUACAGCAAAUUGUCCAGAUGAUAUACCGAAUAAAAUUUAUUUUGACGAGCAGAUUCAAAAUACAAUAGAUGAGCCAUACUGCUCAGCGUUAGCAAGUGGCCUCCCUAACAUGGCUACUGCAAAAAUCCCUAUCGUAUUGGUAGUUAUCCUCGUAUUAGCUUUUAUACUUCUGGUCAUUCUGGCAAUUAUUGGAUACACGUGCAGACAAAAAGCUAAAGCGAAGAAGGAAGCCGUCAAAAUGACAAGGGUUCUCACAGGUUGUGAAGACAAUGAACCACUCAGACCUACCAAUGUAAAACCAAAUCUAGCUAAAUUGAGGAUCGUAAAAGAAGCUGAGCUUCGAAGAGGUGGAAUGCUCGGUUUUGGCGCUUUUGGAAAAGUAUAUAAAGGUGUCUGGGUACCUGAAGGUGAAAAUGUUAAGAUUCCAGUCGCAAUCAAAGUUUUAAAAGAGGGAACCGGUGCGAAUACCAGCAAAGAAUUUCUGGAAGAAGCAUACAUAAUGGCCAGUGUAGAACAUCCGAAUUUGUUGCAAUUGCUCGCAGUUUGCAUGACAAACCAAAUGAUGCUGAUCACUCAACUCAUGCCUCUCGGGUGUUUGUUGGACUACGUGAGAACUCAUAAGGAAAAAAUAGGAUCAAAAGCUUUUUUGAAUUGGUGCACACAAAUAGCACGAGGUAUGGCCUAUUUGGAAGAGAAAAGAUUGGUUCACAGGGACUUGGCAGCUCGAAAUGUUCUCGUACAAACUCCGAAUUGUGUGAAAAUAACCGAUUUCGGUUUAGCGAAACUAUUAGAUAUAAAUGAAGACGAAUACAAGGCAGCUGGAGGUAAAAUGCCUAUCAAGUGGCUAGCCUUGGAAUGCGUGCAGCAUAGGAUAUUUACACAUAAAAGUGACGUCUGGGCAUUCGGAGUUACGAUUUGGGAGAUAUUGAGUUAUGGUGCGAGGCCGUAUGCCAAUAUAUCAGCGAGAAAUGUACCUGAACUGAUAGAGAACGGGUUGAAACUGCCACAGCCCAGUAUUUGCACGUUAGACAUUUAUUGCGUGAUGGUUUCCUGUUGGAUGCUCGACGCAGACAGUCGACCGACGUUCAAGCAGCUAGCUGACAGGUUUGCUGAAAUGGCUCGAGACCCUGGACGAUAUCUAGUCAUUCCCGGUGACAAGUUUAUGCGACUCCCAUCCUAUUCAACUCAGGAUGAAAAGGAAAUGAUAAGGAAUUUAUCGUCAGCCAUGGACGGCCCAGAGCCAUUAAUAGAAGCGGAUGAAUAUCUACAACCCAAAUCUAAAGCAGCUCCCGGAACAGCUACGACGAACUCCACAGUCACACCCGGACUUGAGAUGCAGACCAGCAUCUCAAAACCUGCGACUUCAUCCUCCUGGGUGAACAACACGAACGGCCAAGAAGGGGCAACAGCCGACAGCGCGAGGCCAGAAAACUGGGACUCAGAUCUCAUGAGAUACAACUCAUCGAUCAGUCCAGAUGGCACGGAACGUCACUACUACAACAAUGGAGUGUGCGCUUCCGACAGCUCGAGCUCACGAUAUUGCAGUGACCCUAUGAAGGUCAGAGCGGACGUCUUGGAAAGCAAAUUCGACAGCAUGUCCAAAGUCAAAGAAGCACAAGUAGGCAACUUAAAACUGAACCUGCCGUUGGAUGAAGAUGACUAUCUGAUGCCCUCUCCGCAGCACAAUCAGAACGCGUCAGCGUAUAUGGAUUUAAUAGGCGAAGGUGGAGAAGGGCAGGAGGCGAAGGAUGCGCGGUACAAUGGAUUUAUUGCUUCUAAGAGAUGUGUUGACAAUCCGGAGUACUUGAUGUCUGACCAGGGGGUACCUCCUCAAACUAUUGGUAUACCCACAGAGCCUGUGACGCUUGAGUCUUUGAGCACAUGCGAAGGCAGUGCCGGGGACUCGACGCCGCCGCAGCCGGGACCGAGCAAGUACUUGCCGCAGCGAUCAGUGGAGGAGGAGUCGAUGUCAGAUCAUGAGUACUACAACGACUUGCAGCGAGAAUUGCAGCCCCUGCGACGCAACGAGACGACGGUGUGAGAGACUGCCGAGCUGCGAUAAACCUGCGCUAGAUACGCCACGGUGUGAGUGAUUAAAGCGACGAAAUAGACGCUGAUAUUUUACAA
Molecule: messenger RNA, 4481 nt
Organism: Maniola jurtina (meadow brown)
Lineage: Eukaryota; Metazoa; Arthropoda; Insecta; Lepidoptera; Nymphalidae
Gene: Egfr
Product: epidermal growth factor receptor
Exons: 5
Coding region: 130-4395 (1421 amino acids)
Biological process (GO): positive regulation of cell population proliferation; cell surface receptor protein tyrosine kinase signaling pathway; protein phosphorylation
Cellular component (GO): basal plasma membrane; signaling receptor complex
Molecular function (GO): transmembrane receptor protein tyrosine kinase activity; ATP binding
Source: RefSeq, a predicted model, not a curated record